Meriones unguiculatus (Mongolian gerbil) is the source of this 4621-nucleotide messenger RNA. RefSeq names its product ring finger protein 170 (gene Rnf170). The record is from RefSeq and is a predicted model, not a curated record. Gene Ontology annotation, molecular function: ubiquitin protein ligase activity. The transcript has 8 exons. The coding region runs from base 468 to 1241 and encodes 257 amino acids. Lineage: Eukaryota; Metazoa; Chordata; Mammalia; Rodentia; Muridae.
GGUGGGGCCGCGGGGCCGCGGGGCCGCGCUCCCCCGCGCGAGGGUGGGCUCCGCGAGCCGCCUUCCUCCCGGAAGCCUGCGCUCAGCCCCGAAUCGCCCGAGCCGGCCCCGAGCCGCGGGGCGAAGGUGGAGCGGCUGACGUGGGCGCGUCUCGGUGGCCGAGGGCGGCUUUGGCCCGGCUGAGGGGAGCCACCCGUUCCUCCUUGGAGCCCCCUCUGCCGCAAAACUUUGCUGGAAGUGAGAGGGUGGGCUCCAGCUCACCAGUGCGUAAGGACCCCGACUGUUCCCCAAGGCCUGGUUCUUGGUUCUUGGGUUUGGAAUUGGCUCCACUGAGUUUAGGGCGUCUCAGAACAAUGCUAUAAUAAACAUUCUUCUACCUGGACCUUAAUGCAGAGGCAUUGGCGGUUCCAAGAUACGAGAUACAUGCUUUGGCGUCCUGGGAGAAUUGUGGAGUCAAAAGACCUGUAAUGGCCAGAUACUACAGUGAAGUUCAAAGUUUGCAACAGGAUGAUUCAGUUAUAGAAGGAGUGAGUGAUCAAGUACUUGUGGCAGUGGUGGUCAGUUUUGCUUUGAUUGCUACUCUCCUUUAUGCACUCUUCAGAAAUGUACAGCAGAACAUUCAUCCAGAAAACCAAGAGCUAGUCAGGGUGCUUCGAGAGCAACUUCAAACAGAACAGGAUGCCCCUGCUCCUGCUCGACAGCAGUUCUACACUGAAAUGUACUGUCCAAUCUGCUUACAUCAAGCCUCCUUUCCCGUUGAAACAAACUGUGGACAUCUCUUCUGUGGUUCCUGCAUAAUUGCAUACUGGCGAUAUGGGUCCUGGCUUGGUGCAAUCAGUUGUCCUAUCUGUAGGCAAACGGUAACUCUACUCCUAACAGUAUUUGGUGAAGAUGAUCAGUCUCAGGAUGUUAUAAGAUUGCGUCAAGAUGUUAAUGAUUAUAACCGGAGAUUCUCAGGGCAGCCUAGAUCUAUUAUAGAAAGAAUCAUGGACCUCCCUACCUUGCUGAGACAUGCGUUCAGGGAAGUUUUUUCAGUUGGGGGUCUCUUCUGGAUGUUCCGCAUUCGGAUAAUGCUUUGCUUAAUGGGAGCUUUUUUCUAUCUAAUAUCACCUCUAGAUUUUGUACCUGAAGCCUUGUUUGGAAUUUUGGGCUUUCUAGAUGACUUCUUUGUUAUCUUUUUGUUGCUUAUCUACAUCUCUAUUAUGUAUCGAGAAGUGAUAACCCAAAGACUAGCUAGAUGAAAAAAAUUAGUUUACUAGAAUAUCUGAGCUUAUAUAUAUAAAAUCAAACAAAAGGAUCCAUGGCAGUAUCAAUCACCCAAACAUUAUUUUACACGCUUAACACAUUUGGUUAUCAUUUGACAAAUGACUAGCAAUAUACAACUGGAAUUUUUACAUACUGCAGGUUCUAAUGUCAAGAUCAGAUUUACAGUGAUUUACAGUUUUAUCUCAAUUCUGUGUUUUCUGUAAAAAAAAAAGUAUGAAACAAAUUGAAAAGGGAUACUUUGUUGUUUUCUUUUUCUCCAGAUUACUUAGCUUAGAUACUUAGUCCAAUGUUGCUGAAUGUACAGAUCAUCCUCAGUGGAUAACUAUACAAUAAUAGAGAACUUUGAAACUUAUCUAAAUAUUUUUUGUUAAAGUAAAAUAUUGUAUGAUACUAGGGAAAAGUCAGUGUCUCAGUGUUUGCCAAGCUUUGUGGACUGGGAGCAGCUCUGUUUUUUCAUUUUUGUAUAAUUCUUUGUGAUCAACUGAAAAUGAAAGAAACUUGAACCUCAUGAUUUGACUACAGUUCAGUCUGUAGAAUACUUUAAUCAACAGGAGAAUUAACAAAGUGAAAAUCAUGCAUCUCCAGGAGGCACCUUUGACAUUCAGUUAUGACAUUUAACCAAGAGUUUUGACCUUUUUAUAUAAAUAUAAAGUAACCUGUAGCCAGCUGUGGUGGCUUUCUACUUGUAAUUUCUGCAUUCAGGAAGCUGAGGUAGAAGACUGCUGCUAGUUCAAGGUCUGCCUAGGCUAUAUGAGUUCCAAGUCAGGUUGAGCUACAGAGAGAGGUCCUGCUCAAACCAAAAACAGGGCAGUGAGUAAAGGUGCUUGCUGCCAAGCCUGUCUGUCUGGGUUUGAACCCUGGGUCUCACAUAGUGGAAAAACGGAACAGAUUCUGCAAGUUGUCCUCCGAUCUUCACAUGUGCAUUGUGACCCAUAUGUGUGCGCAACACAUUCAAAGUAAAUAAAAUGCAAGUAAAAGAACAUAAAAAUAGCUUGGAAAGAGAAUUUUUUUCUAGAAACCUAAGUAAUAUUGCAGACAAGUAGUAGUUUAAUACAUUUUUGAGGAAACAGGUUCUUUGUUUCAUUUAGCAUUAGUCAGGGUGUUUAGGAAUGUACUAAGAACAGUAUUAGAUUUUACAAACUAUGAGUUAACUCUUCCAACAAAAUGAAAACAUCUGAUUAGUUGUUUGUUGACCUGAAAUGCAAAAUAUUAUCUUUUAGGUGGCAAUAUUUGGCUCAGAUUCAUCAUGUCUUGGGCAGAAUGAACAAAAAUAGUGAGGUUCGUUUACUAUUUUUGUUUUUUUGAUGGCCAUGACAGAACAUAAGGUCUGUAGGUUUUUGUUUGAGAAGAGUGAGUACUGUAAGCAUAAGAUUCUCACUCCAGCUGGCACUGCUUACUUGUGAGCAACUGGACAUAGUGUGAGGUGACACCUAGAAGGUCUGUUGUCAUCUGAAAUUAUUACCAUUCAGCCUCAGGGUGUGAAUUUAGGGACAGAGGCUAAAGUGUGUCACAUUCCCAAAUUUAUCAGGUUAGCUGCCAAAUAAUGAGAUUCUGAAUGUAAAGUUGUUUCCUAAUUUAGACUUACAACAAAGAUGCUGUCUGCCAUUUAAAAAAACAAAACAAAACAAAACAAAACAACCCUUUGAAACAGUGUUUACAUAGAACAUGAUCAAUGCAGUUUCUCAUAAUUUUUCUUUUUGUCCUUAGAAAAUUUUAUAAGGAAGGUAGGGUAUCACUGGCUUCCUGUUUCAGAGAUGAAACCUUCAUCCUAUGGAUGAAAGAUUUUUGUUUUAUUUCCUUACUUAAUGGAACUAGUGAUAUUUAGGUAGUCUGAAAGCUGGUCUGAGGAGAAGCAGAAGGGAACUGGAAUUCUUUGGAGUCAUAACACAUUAUUCUUUCACUGGAACAGUCUUGGUGCUUCUAAGCAGAAAGCUUGGGAAGGAAGAUUCAUCACAGGCUUCAUCAGCCUUGAGUGUGUACAUCCAAAUCAGGUGAGAGUGGCACACACCUUAGAGAGUCAAGGCCAUUUGUCACCAGCUUGGGAAGUGUUGAGUAGGAGCUCCUUACCAGCCUGGGAAAACACUUUCCAUCUUUUAAAAAUGCAGUGUGGGCUAUAGACAGUGUGACUUUCUGAAAUGAUUUUACUUUCUGUGCAUGUGUUCUGUUCCAAGUGUCACAGUUCUGCACUCUUUGGACUUACUACUAAUACUCUGGGAAGAGAUGUACUGUAUAAAAGUUUGUAACUACAAAACCACUGUAUGGCUGAAGUCUUACUAAACCAGAUGGAACAUACUGUUAUCUCAGAGUUUUGCAUCUCCUAUUCCCUCAUCUUUAUUGAUCAUUAACAAUAAAUGCAAAAGCAAUUUGAGAAAGUAUUUAAAGCAAGUAGUGUCAGUCUGUUUUAAACAGUAAUACUUUUGUAUUCAGAGGUCAUACAAAUCAAAGUAACAAUUUGAUUUGUUUUUAAACAACAAAAAAAGUAACUAUCACAAAAGAGAUGGUAUGAGCUCAGGAACAAACAAUAAUUUGAGCAGCUCUGUGAGGCGAGAAGGGAAACUGUUAGGUUAAUAACUCACUAGAAUAGGGGUUUCUGCACCCACCGUGCUCAGUGUUCUAGAAGCCAGCAGAUGCCUGACUCAGAGUUUAUGAGGUGAUCAGAGUCUUCUUGCAAAUUUUGUGAUUUGGAGAGGUUGAGCAUUUAUUCUUUGGAAUAAAAAUAGUAUAUCUAAAAAUUUUUAAUGUGUUAUGGUUUCUAUUUGUUUACUUGGAAAUUUACAAAUCUUGAAAGACCACUGACUGAAUAUACUGUGGCUUCUAAAAUACUUUGCAUAUUAAUAUUUUAACUCUUUACUAUAGUCCAUACAUUGUGCAUUUGUUUUUGUACAUAUAUGUCCCUUUACAGAGCUAUGUCCAAAAUAACAUAUGCUUUAUGUUAAUUUUGGCUCUCUAUUUUUUGAUUUACACUGCAGCUCAACUCAGUAUUUAUAAUGAACUACAGAAGGGGAAUUUUUCCCUUUUUCAUCUUUAUAGGGUAGAAUGUGAAUUUUUACACAUUUCUACAUUGUACAUUGAUUAACUUAGGAGACGAACAUUAUCCAUCAGAAUCCAGAAAGUCUAGGCCUGGUGUGAGCACAGGAGAGACCUUUGACUGAAGAAAUUAAUCAGUGGUUAAGAGCACUGCUCUCUUCUCUCAGGUUCAGUUUCCACAUAGUAUGCUCACAACCCUCUGUAACUCCAGUCCCAGAGUGUGAUGCUCUCUUCUGGCUUGUGUGGGUACGCAGACAUACAUGAAGUCAAAACUCUCUACAUAUAAAAAUAAUUUUUAAAAUUAAGAAAUAAAAAAUGUUUAAAAAUA